AUGGACAGUGGAAGUGAGAGCUCCACUGCUGUCGGCACCGCACCGAUCGAGGUGGCAAUUGCAUCGAAAGAGUCUGUUACGGAGUAUGUGAAGAAUGCGGGUUUGGCGUUACUUGGCGCCACAAAUCAUGCAGCCCAACUUGAAAUGGUCCUGGAAGAGUCGGAUGCGGUUGUGAAAUUCAUCACUGAUCCACAGACUCAAGUACUUGUUGUGGAUAGAACUGUUCAUCGCGAUCAGUCGGGUGAUGCUGACACAGGUGACGAAAGUGAGACAGCGGUCGUUGUGUUUGCAGUUCGCAAUGAUGUACUAUAUAGAACGGAUAAAAGCACAUCGAUAGUGUUCAUGAAGAGGGGCGCGAUUGUGGAAGCCGAUAAAUCGAUCCCAGAUCAGCUGAGAGUAAUCGUGUUAAACGAAGGAAAUCCAUAUGAGACCUUGUUCUCGUUAAUCGGAAAAGCAGUAACUCCGUAUUUUAAAUCGUUCAUAAAAGAAAGUGGCCGAGGAGAGCGUGAUGGUGACAAACUUGCACCAACAGUUGAGAAAAAUCUCAAUGAGGCAGAGGUUGCAUUGCUUCACCUACAACAAAAUAUAGAUAUACCGGAGAUUAACCUAGUAAUCAAUCCACAUAUUCAAGCGGCUAUCCAGAAAGCAAGCAAAGAAGGAAGAAAAGCAAAGGUGACAGAUUUGGGUGAUCUGGUCGAGGAUUCGCAAUUCUUGAAUAGUUUGCAGUCCGGAGUGAACAGAUGGAUUAAGGAAAUCAGAAAGGUUACUAAGCUGGAACGAGAUCCUGGAUCGGGUUCGUCCCUACAAGAAAUGACAUUCUGGCUGAACUUGGAACGAGCCUUGCAGAAAAUUUUGCAAAAGCGAGAGUCUGAAGAAGUCACACUAACUCUUGAAGCACUAAAAUGUGGAAAACGCUUUCACGCCACUGUUUCGUUUGAUACGGACACAGGCCUGAAACAGACGCUUGCCUUGGUAUCAGACUACAAUUCACUAAUGAAGGAUUUUCCACUAAAUGAGCUCGUCUCUGCAACUGAUUUGGAUUCGAUCAAAGUAGCACUUGGCAAUGUCUUUAGCCAUAUGAAAAAGAUCAGAGCAACGAAAUAUCCUAUUCAAAGGGCGUUGAGGUUCAUUGAAGCCAUCUCAAGAGAUAUGAACGCACAGAUUCUGAAGGUCCUCGGCACUCGUCGAUUGAUGCAUAUUUCCAUUGUUGAGUUUGAUCAACUGAUGAUGCAGUGUAUUCAGCUGUUCACCAAAUGGGAUGAUGAAUAUGAUAAAUUCAUCACUCUACUACGAGACAUCUCCAAGAAGAAACGAGAUGAGCCUGUGAAACUUAUGUGGAAAGUUCUGCCUUUGCACAAAAAGCUUGAAGGACGCCUAGUGCAGAUCAAGGCUUUCAGAAAGCAGCACGAACAACUCCGCGUUGUUAUCGCCCGAGUUCUCCGCCCAGCUGGUACGCCAUCCGGUGAAACUCAGCCUGAAACUCAGCCGCAUAGUGGAGAACUUACUCCAGUUGAUCAAGUCAACUUGGCGUACGAGUUCGUGAAGGAAGUUGACUGCUUGGAUGUCAGCAUUGAGGGCACAACUGCUUGGGAUGCUGCCCAGCGAAGGUACGAAGAACAGAUCUCACGGGUGGAGACUGCAAUUACAUCGAGAUUAAGAGAUCAGUUGGGGUCAGCAAGAAACGCGAAUGAGAUGUUCAGCAUAUUCAGCCGUUUUAAUGCCCUCUUCUGCCGCCCACAAAUCCUCGGAGCAGUUCGUGAGUACCAAACUCAGCUGAUCCAGAGAGUGAAAGAGGAUAUAGAGAGACUGCAGGCUAAGUUUACGAAGCAGUAUGCGGAUCACCGUGGCGAAAUACUAACACAAACAUUUGAUAUCCCACCACUUUCGGCCAACAUUAUCUGGAUCCGUCAAAUUGAACGACAACUUCAGUUGUACAUGCAAAGAGUGGCAUCUGUGCUUGGAACUGGAUGGGAAAAUCAUGUAGAAGCCCGACAAUUAAAGACGGAAGCUGAUAACUUCCGGAAGGUGUUAGAUACUCAAGGGUUGUUCGAAAACUGGGUAGAACAGAUUCUUGCCAAAGGAACAAGUACUCCCGGAAGAGUGUUUGUUAUUGAUCGACGCUCCAAGGAUGGCAAACCUUUUCUACAUCUCAAAGUCAAUUUCAGUCCAGAGAGCAUUGUUCUGCACAAAGAGGUGCGGAAUUUGAAAAACAUGGGCUUUCGCAUCCCCCUCAAAGUGGUAAACGCGGCUCAUCAAGCCAAUCAGAUUUAUCCAUACGCGAUCAGUCUCCUAGAAUCGAUUAGGACUUAUGAAUCGAUCAACGAGAGGUUGUCAGCAAAAACAGGCAUAGAUACACUAAUUGCCAGCUACAAAAAGGAUAUACAAUCACAAAUCGGUGAAGGAUAUCAGCUAACUUGGGAGUCUUACAAAAUUGACCCUUAUGUGACGAAACUGGCUGACACUGUAAACAAUUACCAGGAACGAGUCGAGGAGCUGAUUUUGAUCGCGGAUAAUAUUGAAGUCGAUUUAGCUGCCUUAGACACGUGCCAAUACAAUUCCGCUACUAUUGGGGCUCAACUAGCGUCGAUCCAGAAAUCGGUGGAUCAACUGGCAUUAGGAAACUAUUCUAAUCUCACCCAGUGGGUGGACAAACUGGAUAAAAAGAUCGAAGCUAAGUUAGCUGCAAGGGUUGAAGAAGCUAUACGACUAUGGACUCUCGUAUAUUCGGCCAGCGAGGAAGUCGACGAGUACAAGGAAAGUAAUGUUGCCUUACCGCCGGUACAUCCUGUAUUGAUCGAAAUUCGCCUGACAGCCCAGACCAUCUACAUAAGUCCAUCGAUAGAGCAGGCUAGAGCCAAACUUCUGGAACAACUCGUCGAAUGGCAUGCUGUAGUGACAAGUCAGCCGAGAAUUAGCAGCACGAGGUUCCAGUUGGCUAUGAAUCGCGACCUUAAUGUAGCCACGUACAAGAAUGUUCUUAGUCACCUUCCUAAUGGUCUAGGAGAGCUGGAGAAGGCUUACACUACCGUGGAUCGUAUAUUAAGAGAGGUAGACGAAUACGUCAACGAAUGGCUGAGAUAUCAAGCGUUGUGGGAUCUCCAAGCUGAGAUGUUGUAUGAGAGACUUGGCUCGGACCUGUCAAAGUGGAUGAAAACGCUGGUAGAAAUCAGAAAGAGUCGCAGCACGUUUGAUACUCAGGAUACCAAGAAGGAAAUAUUCCCCGUAGUUGUUGAUUAUGCCAAGGUUCAGCUCAAAGUAACCUUGAAGUAUGAUUACUGGCACAAAGAAGUACUGCAGAAGUUUGGUACAGCUGUUGGUCACGAAAUGCAGCAGUUCUUCGGUAACAUCUCGAAAUGGCGCGAAGAGCUCGAGUCUCAAGGUGUUGAUUCCGGAACGACAAGUGAUGCGGUGGCGUUGAUCACAUACGUGCAAACGCUCAAAAAACAAACUAAAGUUGGACAAGAAACAGUUGAUCAGUUCCGUGCAGCUCAACGCCUUUUGUCACAACAACGCUAUCAGUUCCCUGCUCAAUGGAUGUAUGCAGAGAAUGUCGAGGGAGAAUGGUCAGCAUUGUCGGAAAUUCUGUUGCGCAAAGAUUCUGCGAUUCAGUCACAGGUGAAUAACCUCCAAUCUAAAAUCCGCGAGGAGAACGAAAUGGUCGAAAAACGUACCCAAGAGACCUUGUCAGAGUGGGAAAGAGCAAAGCCCGUGGAAGGAGCGCAAAGACCGAACGAGGCGCUCGCGGCGCUCAAUACAUUCGAACAGAAGAUGGCCAAGUUAUCGGAGGACCGCGAAAAAAUGCGAAAAGCACGUCAUGCCUUGGAUAUGGCCGAUCCUACAGGCGUACCAGUCGAUGCUGACAAGUUGGCUGUAGCCGCUGAAGAAUUGGCUGAUCUAAAAGGUGUUUGGCAAGCACUUACACCGAUUUACACUUCGAUUGAUGAGAUGAAGGAAAAGACCUGGUUGUCGGUACAACCGCGCAAGUUGCGACAGUCGCUUGAUGAACUGAUGAACCAGCUGAAACAUUUGCCUGUCAAAUAUAAGAGCUAUAAAAGUUAUGAGUAUGCGAAACAAAUGAUGCAUAACUACUCGAAGAUGAACAUGCUGGUAAUGGAAUUGAAGUCUGAAGCGUUGAAAGAGCGUCAUUGGAGACAAAUGAUGAAAGAGUUGCGAGUUAACUGGAACUUGUCGGAGCUUACUCUUGGGCAGGUCUGGGAUGCAGAUCUUCAACGUCACGAACAUACCAUAAAGCAGAUCCUUCUAGUCGCACAAGGAGAAAUGGCGUUAGAAGAGUUUUUGAAACAGAUGAGGGAUUUCUGGCAAUCGUACGAUGUGGAACUUGUUAACUACCAAAAUAAGACCCGGCUCAUCAAAGGAUGGGAUGAAUUAUUCAACAAACUCAAAGAACAUCAGAAUUCUUUGGCUGCUAUGAAAUUGUCACCGUACUAUAAGCAGUUCGAAGAGAAUGCCCUAUCGUGGGAGGAGAAGCUGAAUCGUAUAAGCGCAAUGUUUGACGUAUGGAUUGAUGUCCAGCGUCGAUGGGUAUACCUAGAAGGCCUCUUCUCAGGAUCUGCUGAUAUCGCUACGUUAUUGCCUAUCGAAAGCGCGAGAUUCUCGAGCAUUUCCACGGAAUUCUUAGCGCUAAUGAAGAAAGUCGCUCAGUCUCCGCGUAUCCUUGAUGUUGUGGGGAUGCAAGGAGCUCAGCGGUUGUUGGAUAGGCUUGCCGACAUGCUUUCAAAAAUCCAGAAAGCACUAGGAGAAUACCUGGAAAGAGAAAGGGCGUCGUUCCCAAGGUUCUAUUUUGUGGGAGAUGAAGAUUUGCUAGAAAUCAUGGGCAAUAGUAAGGAUGUAGCAAGACUGCAAAAGCAUUUGAAGAAGAUGUUCGCUGGAGUAACAGCUAUCGAUGUUGGAGAGGAGGAUCGAAUUGUUACUGCACUACACAGCCGAGAAGGUGAAAGGGUUGAUCUCGUACAACCGGUUCAUACUAAAGAUGUAAGGAUAAAUGAUUGGUUAAAGGCACUAGAAGCUGAAAUGAAACACACUUUGGCAAGACUUCUCGGCAUGUCGUUAACACAUUUCUCAAAAAUGGAUAUUGAUACGGUAACGCCAGACGAGUAUAUGGAAUGGCUGGACAAGUUCCCUGCUCAAGUUAUUGCACUAACAGCUGAGAUUUGGUGGAGUAAUCAGAUGGAAAUGGCCUUAUCUGACGGCAACGGUGUAGAAUCAGUCGAGAAAUCUGUUUCUGCGACACUGUCCCUAUUGGCUGACUCGGUUCUAAAGGAUCAACCACCGAUUAGAAGAAAGAAAAUUGAAGCUUUGAUCACGGAAUUUGUGCAUAAACGUGAUACCUGCCGUAGGUUGACAUCUGCAGGCGUUAAGAGUCCAUCUGAGUUUGGUUGGCUUCAAUGCAUGAGGUUCUAUUUCGAUCCGAAACAGCCUGAUGCCGUCCGGUGUUGCAUAGUGAAAAUAGCGAACGCGCAGUUCUAUUACGGCUUCGAAUACCUUGGAAUACAGGAGCGACUAGUAAGAACGCCUCUGACGGACCGUUGCUACCUUACAAUGACACAAGCAUUGCAUUCGAGAUUGGGAGGCUCUCCGUUCGGUCCUGCCGGUACAGGUAAAACCGAGUCAGUGAAAGCACUAGGAAAUCAGCUUGGACGAUUUGUGCUUGUUUUUAACUGCGACGAAACCUUCGACUUCCAGGCCAUGGGCCGAAUCUUAGUGGGUCUUUGCCAAGUAGGAGCUUGGGGAUGCUUUGACGAAUUCAACCGUUUGGAGGAGCGCAUGUUGUCAGCUGUUUCGCAACAGAUUCAAACCAUUCAGGAAGCUGUUCGUGCUGGCGGUGAGAUGAGUGUAGACCUUGUCGGCAAACGCCUGAACGUGAACCCCAACAUUGGUAUAUUUAUCACCAUGAAUCCCGGCUAUUCUGGAAGAUCAAAUCUUCCCGAUAACUUGAAACAACUGUUCCGCAGUUUGGCUAUGACACAACCGGACAGACAGUUGAUCGCUCAAGUGAUGCUUUUCUCGCAAGGUUUUCGCACAGCAGAAACACUUGCCAACAAGAUCGUCCCUCUUUUCAUAUUGUGCAAGGAACAAUUGUCAGCGCAGUGUCACUACGAUUUCGGGCUUCGUGCGCUGAAGUAUGUGCUGGUGUCGGCUGGAAAUGUUAAACGUGACAAAUUGGCAAAAAUUGGAGCUGCCGCUCUGGAAGAUGUGGCUGAGCAACAGAUGCUUAUUCAAUCCGUCUGUGAAACCCUGGUGCCAAAAUUAGUCAGUGAGGAUAUAGCCCUACUUUUCUCUCUGUUGUCUGAUGUGUUCCCGUCCGUCCACUACACACCAAAUCAGAUGAUCGAACUCCGCCAGCAUAUCGCUCAAGUCUGCGAUGAAUUAAUGCUCUGCCACGCUGAUAUCACUGGAGAACUAGGUGCAGCAUGGGUUGAGAAAGUCCUGCAGCUCUAUCAGAUCACCAAUCUCAACCAUGGUCUCAUGUUGGUCGGAGCGAGCGGUAGCGGAAAAACGAUGGCCUGGAAGGUGCUAUUGAAAGCACUAGAACGAUUCGAAAAGAUCGAAGGGGUGUCACAUGUGAUCGAUGCGAAGGCGAUGAGCAAAGAUGCACUGUACGGUGUGCUGGAUCCGAAUACAAGGGAAUGGACAGAUGGAUUAUUUACCUCCGUGAUCAGGAAGAUAAUUGAUAAUGUGCGAGGUGAGAGUGAAAAACGACAGUGGAUCAUCUUUGAUGGAGAUGUGGACCCGGAAUGGGUAGAAAAUCUGAACUCAGUACUCGACGAUAACAAACUGCUUACUUUGCCAAAUGGAGAGCGUCUUGGUAUUCCACCAAAUGUCCGUAUCAUUUUCGAAGUCGCGGAUUUAAAAUACGCUACUUUGGCUACCGUAUCACGUUGUGGUAUGGUGUGGUUCAGUGAAGAGGUUGUGACGACUGAGAUGAUGUUUGAACAUCACUUAUCUUGUUUGCGGAAUAUAUCAAUUGAAAGUGAGGCUGUAAUUGCUGAAGAUGCAGUUCCCACUCGCUCAGUGACAAUCCAAAGGCAGGCGGCUGCCGCGUUACAGUCGCACUUCUCACCAGAUGGUCUUGUACCUCUUGCACUCAACUAUGCUCUAUCGAAUCUUGACCAUGUAAUGGUUCCAACUCAACAGCGACUCCUUUCAUCAUUUUUCGCGAUGAUGAACUAUUCAGUUCGCUCUAUCGUUAACCACGAUAAUAACCAGGGUGACUUCCCUCUAUCGCCAGACCAAAUUGAAACCUACGUAACGAGAUCAAUGCUCACCAAUAUGAUCUGGGCGUUCAGUGGUGAUGGUAAGUGGAAGUGUAGACAACAGAUGAGCGACUUUAUCAGAAACUCGACGACGCUUACUUUACCGCCGAAUCAGCAGGUACCACUUAUUGACUUCGAAGUACAAUUGAGCGGUGACUGGCAGCCAUGGUUGAGUCGCGUCCCGGUGAUGGAAAUUGAAGCUCAUCGUGUUGCUGCAGCCGAUCUUGUUGUCCCAACUAUUGACACAGUUCGUCACGAAAUGUUGUUGUCAGCAUGGCUGUCUGAACAUAAACCACUUGUUUUGUGUGGACCUCCCGGUUCUGGAAAGACCAUGACUUUACUAGCUGCUCUUCGGUCGCAGCAGGACAUGGAUGUAGUGAAUGUGAACUUCUCAUCAUCGACCACACCUGAAUUACUUAUGAAAACGUUCGAUCAUUACUGUGAAUAUCGUCGAACUCCAAAUGGCAUCGUCUUGGCUCCGGUUCAACUCAGCAGAUGGCUGGUAAUCUUCUGCGAUGAGAUCAAUUUGCCAGCGCCGGAUAAAUAUGGUACACAACGUGUGAUCAGCUUCUUAAGACAGCUUGUGGAAAUGAAUGGUUUCUAUCGCGGAUCUGACCACUCUUGGGUUACACUAGAGCGAAUACAGUUCGUGGGUGCAUGUAAUCCGCCGACUGACCCUGGUCGUCAUCCUAUGACAUUGAGAUUCUUGAGACAUGUCCCAGUAGUUUACGUCGAUUACCCAGGACAAACAUCAUUGAUACAAAUUUAUGGGACAUUUAACAGAGCUAUGCUCAAAACUGUACCGGCAGUGCGAGGACUCGCUGACCCGCUCACGAAUGCGAUGGUUGAUGUGUACCUGGCCAGUCAGGAACACUUUACCCAAGAUGACCAACCGCACUACGUAUACUCACCUCGUGAACUUACCAGAUGGGUCCGAGGCAUAUCUGAAGCGAUCGCUCCGCUCGAUGGAAUUAACGCAGAGCAACUAGUCCGACUGUGGGCUCAUGAAGCUUUGCGAUUGUUCCAAGAUCGACUGGUCAGUGAUGAGGAACGUAUUUGGACGGACGAAUUGGUUGAUUCUACUGCUGAGAAGUACUUUGGUGGAGCGUGCAACGUCAAGGAAGCACUCCGUCGUCCUCUGUUGUACUCUUGUUGGCUUUCGAAACAUUAUGUCCCAGUUACCAGAGACGAGCUUAAAGACUACGUAUCCGCAAGACUCAAAGGUUUCUACGAAGAAGAACUCGAUGUGCAAUUGGUUCUAUUCGAUCAAAUGCUUGAUCAUGUGCUGCGAAUUGACCGAAUUUAUCGACAGCCACAAGGUCAUCUUCUUCUUAUUGGUACUGCUGGAGCAGGAAAGACUACAUUGUCGCGAUUCGUGGCGUGGUUAAAUGGUUUGAGCGUCUUCCAGCUGAAAGUACACUCAAAAUACACUGCUGCUGAUUUCGAUGAGGAUAUGCGCACUGUACUGCGAAGGGCUGGUUGUCGAAAUGAGAAAAUGUGCUUCAUUAUGGACGAAUCUAACAUGCUGGAUACUGGUUUCCUAGAGAGAUUAAACACUCUCUUGGCUAACGGAGAGGUGCCAGGUUUGUUUGAAGGUGACGAACACACAACUUUAAUGACGCAGAUCAAAGAAGGUGCUCAGAGACAAGGAUUGAUGCUGGACAGUCAUGAUGAGCUAUAUAAGUGGUUCACUCUACAGGUUAUGAGGAAUCUGCACGUCGUAUUCACAAUGAAUCCAUCAGGAAGUGGUCUCAGGGAACGUGCCUCAACCUCUCCUGCAUUGUUCAACCGUUGCGUGCUGAAUUGGUUCGGUGACUGGGCAGACACUGCUCUUUACCAGGUUGGAUCCGAGCUCACUACGACUCUCGACAUGGACCGCACUGAUUACGAACCUCCCUUCUCGAUGCCAAUCGUCUGUGAUCUCAUCCCGACUCCUCCCACCUAUCGUCAUGCAGUCAUAAACACUCUCGUACAUGUACACAAAUCGGUGCAGAAGCUCAAUGAACAGGAGCAGAAACGUGGUCAUAGAGUAAUGAUGGUGACUCCAAGACAUUUCCUUGAUCUGAUUAAGCAUUUCAUGAACUUGUUCCACGAAAAGAGACGUGAUCUUGAGGAGGAGAAGGUCCAUCUCAACAUUGGUCUGAAUAAGAUUCGAGAAACUGAAGAACAAGUGAAGGAUCUACAAAAGAGCCUUACACUGAAGAGUAGAGAGUUGGAAGAGAAGAAGACGGCUGCCAACUUGAAAUUGAAGGAAAUGUUGGCCGAUCAGCAGAAGGCGGAAGACGAAAAACGUCUAUCUGAGCAGCUUCAAAAGGAGUUGGCCGAACAGCUCACGCAAAUUGCAGCUAAAAAGACGGAAGUACAGAAGGAUCUGAGUCAAGUUGAACCGGCUGUCGAAGAAGCUCAGCAAGCUGUCAAAGGAAUAAGAAAGAACCAACUGGUUGAAGUGAGAUCUAUGGCAAGUCCACCAGUAAUGGUGAAACUCGCCCUGGAAGCUAUAUGUAUCCUUUUGGGAGAGAACGUGGGCACAGACUGGAAGGCAAUUCGCGGUGUUAUGGUGAAAGAUGACUUUAUGCCUCGUAUUCUUGCUUUCGAUACGGAUAGCAUUACAACAGAUAUCCUGAAGCAGAUGGACAAAUAUGUCCACAAUCCUGAUUGGGACUUCGACAAGGUCAAUCGAGCUUCACAAGCAUGCGGUCCUAUGGUGAAAUGGGCAAAAGCUCAGCUGUUAUAUUCUGGAAUGCUGCAUAAAGUUGAACCGCUUCGAAAUGAGCUCAAACGUUUGGAAUCCGAUGCCAAGAAGAAGACCACCGAGGGUAAAGAAGUGAAGGCUCGCAUCGCUCAGUUGGAACAGUCGAUUGCUGCUUACAAAGAAGAGUACGCUCAACUGAUUGGACAGGCUGAAAGCAUUAAGAUGGAUUUGGCAACGGUUCAGGAGAAGGUUGGCCGCUCCACGGAGCUGCUGUCGUCGUUGCGAUCGGAGCGUGAUCGUUGGUCUGGCGGAUGUGAUGGGUUCGCGCAACAAAUGGAUACCCUCGUUGGAGAUGCUCUGCUCUCGGGAGCGUUCCUGGCUUAUGCAGGCUACUUUGAUCAACAGCUUCGUGAUGUAUUAUUCCAUCGCUGGAUAGACCAUGUCCAUGGUGCUGGAGUGAAAUUCCGUCCAGAUUUGGCCAGAAUUGAGUAUUUGUCUACAGUAGAUGAUAGGUUGCAGUGGCAGAAAAAUGCUCUUCCGGUUGACGACUUAUGUAGCGAGAACGCCAUUAUGCUUCAUCGUUUCAACCGUUAUCCUUUGAUUAUCGAUCCAUCUGGACAGGCAGCUGAGUAUAUAAUGAAACAGUUUGCUGGAAGAAACAUACAGAAGACUAGUUUCCUGGAUGAUUCGUUCAGAAAAAAUCUGGAAUCAGCUCUUCGAUUCGGAAACUCUCUUCUUGUUCAAGAUGUCGAGAGCUACGAUCCGAUUCUCAAUCCUGUACUAAACAGAGAGGUCAAACGUACUGGUGGACGUGUGCUUAUCACUAUCGGAGAUCAAGAUAUCGAUUUGUCUCCUGCGUUCCAGAUCUUCCUCAUCACUAGAGAUGCAUCGGUGGAAUUCACUCCGGAUGUUUGUUCUCGUGUAACUUUCGUGAACUUCACAGUGACAUCGUCAAGUCUUGCAAGUCAGUGCCUCAACCAAGUACUCCGAAGUGAGCGACCGGAUGUCGACAAGAAGAGGAACGACUUGCUGAAACUACAGGGAGAAUUCGCUGUACGGCUAAGACAACUCGAAAAGGCACUGUUGGCUGCGUUGAAUGAAAGUAAAGGAAAGAUUCUGGAUGAUAACUCUGUCAUUAGUACCUUAGAGAAACUAAAGAAUGAAGCGUCCGAGAUAGCAAAGAAGUCUGCAGAGACGGACAAGGUUAUGGCUGAGGUGGAAACUGUUUCCGGACAAUAUCAGAGACUGGCGGCAGCAUGUUCGCAGAUCUAUCACACAUUACAGCAACUGAACGAGGUGCACUUCUUGUACCAGUAUUCACUCGACUUCCUUCUUGAUAUCUUCACAUGUGUGCUGAAGUCUCCUGAACUUGCCCAGACCCAGGAUCAUAUGCAGAGGCUCAACAUUAUCACGUCCAAUCUGUUCCAGACAGUUUAUCGCCGCGUUUCACGUGGAAUGCUGCAUGCAGACAAAGUUUUAUUGGCUCUUCUCUUAAUGAGAAUUUCGCUGAGAUCUGUGGGUGGCGAACCGUCGUACGAUGCUCAGUGGGAUCUGCUGCUGGGUCGCAGUGAAUUGUUCGCCUCAAAGACCGCUCAUCAAUCUCCACCCACAGCGCUACCGUUCCUUACGUCGCAACAAAUGGGAGCGCUAAUCAAAGCGCAGAAGUUGUCCGGUUUCGAAAACAUUAUUAAUACAAUGUGCGGACAGUCGGCACAGAUCAAGCAGUGGUUACUCAUGGACAAUCCGGAGGCGGCCGUGCCCGUAUUAUGGGAAGAUCCUGAACAGAAACUGACAGCGAUUGGAGUGGCGAUGAACCAGUUGAUCGUAGUACAUUGUUUACGUCCUGAUCGUUUGAUGGCAAGCGCUCAUCGUCUUGUUGCCGCUGCGUUUGGAGAUGGUUUCAUGCAACAAGAUAAAGUCAUCGAUUUGCAUGAUAUAAUUGAUAAUGAAGUUUCGUCUUCUGAUCCUGUACUUUUGUGCUCCGCAAUUGGUUAUGAUGCCUCGGGCAAGAUUGAAGAUCUCGGAGUGCAGACUGGUAGACCAGUUACUUCGAUCGCGAUUGGUUCAGCAGAAGGAUUCAGUCAAGCAGACGCGGCCCUAACAGCAGCUUCGAAAUCGGGCCGAUGGGUGCUGCUCAAAAACGUUCACUUGGCUCCACAAUGGCUUGGAAACAUGGAAAAACGUCUACACACCCUCAAACCUCAUGCGAACUUCCGUCUAUUCCUCACAGCUGAAAUUCAUCCCAAACUACCGGCUUCAGUAUUGCGAGCUUCCCGUUUGGUUGUGUUUGAGCCGGCAACAGGUCUCAAAGCAAAUCUCCUACGCUCGUUAUCUUCGCUGCCAGGACCACGCCUUGCAAAGGCUCCAGCUGAGCGCAGCAGGCUGUAUCUUCUGGUUUGCUGGCUCCAUGCGCUUGUACAGGAAAGAUUGAGGUAUACGCCUCUUGGAUGGGCCAAUGCAUACGAAUUUUCCGAUGCUGACCUUCGUGUAGCGUGCGAUACUCUAGACGCGGCUGUAGACGCUGUGGCACAGGGUCGUGCUAAUGUGGCACCAGAAAAACUGCCGUGGACGACGCUGAAAACACUAUUGAGCCAGUGUAUCUAUGGAGGAAAGAUAGAUAAUCAUUUUGAUCAGGUUCUGCUUGAUUGCAUGCUGGAACGACUAUUUACUGCGAAGAGCUUUGAACCUGAGCAUGUGCUCGUUAGCAAGUUUGAUGGUGACGCCUCAUUGUGUACUCCAGAUGCGACUCAGAGAGAUCAGUUGCUGGCAUGGGUGGAGGGAAUUAAGAGCCAGCAGCUACCAGCCUGGCUUGGUCUACCUAAUAAUGCGGAGAAGGUGCUGCUUACAGUGAGAGGUGAGAGCAUGCUGAAGAACCUUCUAAAAGUGUCUGAUGAUGAACUAGCUUUCACUGGAGACGGAGAGAAGGAAGUGAAGCCACAAUGGAUGGCCCAGCUCGGAGAGCUUGCCCAGCAGUGGUUGAAACUAUUGCCUAAGGAUAUUAAUCGACUGAAGAGAACAGUGGAGAACAUCAAAGAUCCUCUAUUCCGAUUCUUUGAGCGUGAAAUUAACCUUGGGAAACAAUUACUUCGCGAUAUCCGUCACGAUUUGGAAGAGCUUCUUUCGGUUUGCCGUGCAGAGCGCAAACAAAGUAACGAGACCAGAGCGUUGGCAUCUGCUUUGCAAAAGGGAGUGGUUCCUACCAACUGGCAACGCUACACCGUUCCCAAAGAUGUUACGGUAAUGGACUGGGUCGUUGAUUUCAAUGAGAGGGUGAAACAAUUGAUCAGAAUCGGUGCAAGCGAAAAACUCAAGCGCGAAGAAGUAUGGCUUGGCGGAACGUUUUCACCUGAAGCGUACGUGACGGCCACAAGGCAACAAGUUGCUCAGGCAAACACUUGGUCGCUUGAACAACUACAUUUGCAUGUAACUAUUGGAAGAACUGACCGCUUGGAUGUUGUGAGACUAACUGGAAUGGAACUACGGGGAGCUGAAACCGUUGGAGGAAAUGCACUCCGUUUGUCCGAUGAAGUGAAAACUGCUUGCGACUGUGUGGAAUUCUCAUGGAAACAGGAAUCUCCGGAUGGAGUCCGACUUCCACUUUAUCUUUACGGUGAUCGCCGUCAACUUGUCACCUCGUUGGCGUUCGCUGUGUCGCCGGCAACCGCAUUCUACGAAAGAGGUGUAGCCCUCGUAGCCAACUCAGCACUUAGUUAA
Molecule: messenger RNA, 13680 nt
Organism: Necator americanus (New World hookworm)
Lineage: Eukaryota; Metazoa; Nematoda; Chromadorea; Rhabditida; Ancylostomatidae
Exons: 94
Coding region: 1-13680 (4559 amino acids)
Biological process (GO): cytoplasmic microtubule organization; nuclear migration; retrograde axonal transport
Cellular component (GO): cell cortex; cytoplasmic microtubule; cytoplasmic dynein complex
Molecular function (GO): ATP hydrolysis activity; dynein light intermediate chain binding; minus-end-directed microtubule motor activity
Source: RefSeq, a predicted model, not a curated record